This is a messenger RNA of Camarhynchus parvulus, 2268 nucleotides long. Its product is annotated as membrane primary amine oxidase-like. Gene Ontology annotation, biological process: amine metabolic process. The record is from RefSeq and is a predicted model, not a curated record. NCBI's taxonomy places the organism in Eukaryota, Metazoa, Chordata, Aves, Passeriformes, Thraupidae. Gene Ontology annotation, cellular component: plasma membrane. Gene Ontology annotation, molecular function: copper ion binding; quinone binding; primary methylamine oxidase activity.
AUGAACUUGAAACCCGUGCUCAUCCUCCUUGGUCUGGCCUUAGCCACGAUCUUCGCUUUGGUCUGCGUGCUGCUGACCAGGGAAAGGAGCCCCAGAACCUGCCAGCACCUGCCCCCGGAGCAGGAGGACACAGAGGAUGGCCAGAGCCUGGUGUUUGCUGACCUGAGCGCUGAGGAGAUGUCCCAGGUGGUGCGGUACCUGCAGGGCCACCUCGGGGUGCCGCUGGUGGAGGCGUCGCGGGCCAAGCCCUCGGAGAACUGCAUCGCCUGGCUGGACGUGCAGGUGCCCGCCAAGGCAGAGGUGCUGCGGUUCCUGGACGCAGGGGGGGCUCGUCCCCCCCGGGAGGCUCUGGCUGUGCUGUACUUUGGGAAGCAGCCAGAGCCCAACAUCACUGAGCUGGUGGUGGGGCCGCUGCCGAGGCCGGCGUACCACCGGGACGUGACGGUGCACAAGUACGGGGGGAAGGUGCCCUACCACCGCAGGCCCACGCUGGCUGUUGAGUACAAGCAGAUUGGGGGGUUCCUGAAGAGCCAAGUGUUCCCCUCAGCUCCAGCUUUCAUGCAGCAAGUCAUGGAAUAUGAUGGAGCCAACCUGGCCACCGUGACAGCUGCUCCCCGUGGGUUCCAGUCUGGGGACAGGGUCACCUGGUUUGUCCUGUUCCAGAAUGUGAGUGGGUUCUUUCUGCACCCCGUGGGGCUGGAGGUGCUGGUGGACCACAGCAGCCUGGACAUCUCAGAGUGGGCAGUGAGCAGAGUGUUCUACAAUGGGCAGUACUACAGGGACAUGGUGCAGCUGGAGAGUGCCUACAUGCAGGGUCGGAUCAGCGUGGAGAAGGUGAGGAAGGCGCCACGGGACGGGGAUUUCUCCUCCAUGAAGCCUCGAGCGCCCGCGGCCGCGCCGUUCCCGCUGCAGUUCGAGCCGCAGGGUCCCCGCUACAGAGUCAGGAACAACCAGGUGCUCUUCCAGGGCUGGAGCUUUGCCUUUGGCAUGAGCGUGAGCAGGGGCCUGCGGCUGUUUGACAUCCGACACAAGGGGGAGAGGGUUGCCUACGAGAUCAGCGUGCAGGAGGCGCUGUCCGUGUACGGCUCCAACUGCCCGGCAGGGAUGUCCACGCGCUACAUGGACGGCAGCUUUGGCCUGGGGCGCUACACCUCGCCCCUGGUGCCAGGGGUGGACUGCCCCUACCUGGCCACCUUUGUGGACACACUGUCUCUGUCUGACAGCCUGAGGCCCAAGAAGAGGAAGGCUUCGCUCUGCAUCUUUGAGCAGAACCUGGGCUCCCCUCUGAGGCGCCACUACUCCAACUUGCAGUCUCUCUACUACGGGGGGCUGGUGAACUCUGCUCUGGUGCUUCGCUCCAUCGCCACCGUGGGCAACUACGACUACGUGUGGGACUUCAUCUUCUACCAGAACGGGGCCCUGGAGGGCAAGGUGCAGGCCACGGGGUACCCAAGCUCCUCCUUUCUCCAUGGGGAUGGCCUGAGAUAUGGCAAUAGGCUUUGGGAGCACACCCUGGGUACAAUACACACUCAUUUUGUCAACUACAAGGUGGACUUGGAUGUGGCAGGGGUGAAAAACUCCCUCAUGGCCCACGACAUGGUGUUUGAGAUGACACAGGCUCCCUGGAGCCCAGAGCAGCAGAUAGAGAGGCCACGACUCACCAAGAGAGUCCUGGACACAGAAGACCAGGCUGCCUUCCUGCUCCACUCCAAGAUGCCCAGAUACAUCUACUUUGCUGCCAACAGCAAAAACAAGUGGGGCCACCAGCGUGGCUACAGGAUCCAGAUCACCAGUUCUGCAGGGGACCACAUCCCUGAGGCCAGCUCCAUGGAGAGGGCCAUCAGCUGGGCAAGGUACCAGCUGGCUGUCACCAGGAGGAAGGAGGAGGAGCCCACCAGCACCAGCAUCUACAACCAGAACGACCCCUGGACACCCACUGUGGCCUUUGCUGAUUUCAUCAACAACGAGACCAUCACCAACGAGGACCUGGUUGCCUGGAUAACUGCUGGCUUCCUUCACAUUCCACACUCUGAGGAUAUUCCCAACACUGUGACCGUGGGAAACUCCGUUGGUUUUCUCCUGAGGCCCUACAACUACUAUGACCUGGACCCCUCUAUAUACUCCCAGGAUGGUGUGUUUUUCACCAGUGAGCAGGACUUUACAACGUGUGAAAUCAACCCUCUUGCCUGCUUGCCCAAAACUGCCUCUUGUUUGCCAAACUUCCCCCCAUUCACCUUUGAUGGUUUUCGAAAUAUGAGCAGGCUUUAA